CCGCUUGCACCCACUUUUGCUGUUGGAACUAAUCCGCUGCGCCCAUUUUCCGGCGCUGUCGAUAAAAAGUUUCCAUGUCACGUAAAUGGGAAGCACCCAAUAUAGGUUAUGAAGCAACAAAAAAAGAGAGAAUGUGUGUGUCAAACAAUGCAAAUAUUGCAGAUUAGUCGAACUUCGUGAAGUAUGAUAUAUAUACACACACUUGUGAUAUUGAUAUAUAUUAAUUAUAUAUAUUAAUAUCUAUAUUAAUGAUGCAUUUUAUGCAAAGUAAAGACACAUCGUUACUUGAUCUUCUCAAGUGGAGCAUGUCGCACCGAGUGUAAAUACCAGGAAUCGGUUAUGGACUGCAAGUACAACACGAGAUUAAAAACUUUAAAGUCGAAGCCGUUCCUAGUCGAUAUGAGGAGAGAAGUACAGUGGCAAAAAAAUCUCUACGAAAAUUACGGCCUGCCGGACAAUUAUACAGACAGUUCCUUCUUAGAACAAUUGCGCAAGAAUGUAAAACCCAAUAAUGUGACAUUAAUGGAAGCGAUCAGUUUAGGAGCUAGUAUAACUAUACAAUUGAGUAUUGUGGUGCUUUUUGUAAUAAUAUUUAUUUGGUUAAAUAACGAGUGGACAACACCAGAUAUCAUUGCAGUAUCGGGAGGCGUGUUAACGAUUCUUGGUUAUUUUAUUUACAAUGUCAAAGUACCCGAGAGAUCUGUAAAACUAACUAAGGACUUAUGGACAGUACUGAUAUUCCUCACAUUCGGCUACGUAUUAUCGCCAAUUUUGAAGACUUUGACCGAGACAAUCAGUACUGACACGAUAUACGCCAUGACAAUACUGAUGUUCUUGACCCACUUGAUAUUCAGCAAGUAUGGAUCGUCACAGAUUUCACUGUCAGAUUCCUUGUCGAUAACUUCCUCAAUUUUUGGCUCGUUAAUGUUAGCUUCCAGACUGGCAUCCCCAUCACACGCCUUCUCCCUUCUGACGGUUUCAGUUCAGUGUUUUGUAUUGUUACCGUUUUUAUUAUCGCAAAUGAAUAACAAAAUUGUUAUAUCGGCCGUCCUAACUGUCGGUACCAUAUAUCUACUUCUGUUUGUCUCGCAAACGUUUUCAUACGUUUUUAUCAUUGCUGUAAUAUUUAUUCACUUUAUUUGUCCACUAUGGUACAUUAGAUGCCAGAAGUACAAAGAUAAUAUUUAUGGUCCAUGGGACGAGGCGGUAAUUGCUUCUUGAAAUGGAUAAAGUGAAGGAUUCCUUCAUGAAUAUCACGAUCAUGAUCACACAGGAAUGUGUAUGUAUAUAUAGUAUAUAUCUGAAAACUGUAAAAUACAUAUGUAUUUUGAGAUGUAACAUUAUUUGCUCCGUUUUUACAUAGAACUGUUGUGUAUAUUACAUUAUUUAUAUUACUCUUGUGAUAAAUUAUAUUAACAUUUUCCAAGAAUGUAUUUUAUUACAUAUAUAUCAAGAAGAUAGACCGAAAAGAGAAUAAAAUAAAAAAUACAUUUAUCUAAUCUUUUUAUCUGUAAGUUUAUUUACAUAGGUAAAUCAAAAUCGAUUGUUAUAUAUAAUAAGUAAUUCCGAGUAUAAAAUAAUAAUUUCAUCAAUUCACUACACAUGUUCGUAACAUUUGUAUAACAGUAUAGUGAAUAUUGUUCACACAUAUUCUGCGUAACGAAGUGACGGCUGACGACGAGUAGAGAGUAUUCAAAGUAACAGAAUAAAAAAAUAUGUAUUUAAAGCUAAAAAA
Messenger RNA from Ooceraea biroi (clonal raider ant), 1735 nucleotides. RefSeq names its product phosphatidylinositol glycan anchor biosynthesis class C (gene PIG-C). Gene Ontology annotation, cellular component: glycosylphosphatidylinositol-N-acetylglucosaminyltransferase (GPI-GnT) complex; membrane. Lineage: Eukaryota; Metazoa; Arthropoda; Insecta; Hymenoptera; Formicidae. The record is from RefSeq and is a predicted model, not a curated record. Gene Ontology annotation, biological process: GPI anchor biosynthetic process.